AUGACCUCCGGCUAUGGGCAGGUAUCGAACCUCAACCAGCCUGCGCAGGGGAAUAAGAAGAAGCUUGUCCUCGUCGCGGGCUCUGCGAUAGUCCUCUUGGCCAUGGUGGUCGCGGUGGCCGUCGGGGUCUCGCGACGCAAUAAUAGCAGCAGCUCAUCUAGCGAUGCCGAGCUCACAACCACGUCGAAGGCCAUUCGGGCCAUCUGCCGUCCCACCGACUAUGCGGAAGAAUGCCAGAGCUCCCUCGCUGCCAGGGCGGGCAACGUUACCGACCCCAAGAAGCUCGUAGAGCUGUCGUUCACCUCGGCGAUGGACAGCCUACGUGAAGCCUUCAACCACUCAUCCGUCCUGCAGGAGGCCGCGAAAGACCCGAGGACGAGCGAAGCCCUCGAGAACUGCAAGGAGCUGCUCGAUUACGCCAUCGACGACCUCAAGAACUCGGUGGCCAGGUUCGGAGGGGUCGAUAUGGCGAAGAUGAGCGACGUGGUCGACGACCUCAAGGUCUGGCUGAGCGCCACGAUCACCUACCAGCAGACAUGCCUCGACGGGUUCGAUAACACCACGGGGGACGCUGCCGACAACAUGAGCAAGGCGUUGAACAGCUCGUCCGCCCUGACGAGCAACGCUCUCGCCAUCAUCGAUGGGAUAUCUUCCGUCCUGGCCUCUUUCCAACUCUCCUCCCUCGGCAGGCGGCUGCUGUCGGAUGACGAAGGGGAGCGCGGCGAGUUCCCCUCCUGGGUCGGCAACGACAAGCGGAAGCUUCUGGCGCUCUCAACGAAGGAUAUAAAGCCGGACGUGACGGUGGCUCGGGACGGGAGUGGAAAGUACAAGACCAUCACCCAAGCUCUUAGCGCGGUGCCCAAGAAGGGCAAUGCCACCUUCGUGAUCUACAUCAAGGAAGGCGUGUACAAGGAGAACGUGAUGGUGGAGCGAAGCAUGACCAAUGUCAUGAUGUUCGGCGACGGCCCGACCAAGACGAAGAUCACCGGAAGCUUAAACUACGUCGAUGGCACGUCAACCUUCAAGACAGCAACCCUCGCGGUGGUCGGCGACGGGUUCAUCGGCAAGAACCUGGGAGUGGAGAACACGGCGGGCGCGGCGAAGCACCAGGCGGUGGCCCUGCGGGUGCAGUCGGACAAGUCGGUCUUCUAUCUGUGUCAGAUGGACGGCUACCAGGACACGCUUUACACCCACACCAAGCGGCAGUUCUACAGGGAGUGCACCAUCUCCGGCACCAUCGACUUCCUGUUCGGCGACGCCGCCGUCGUGUUCCAGAACUGCCUGAUGCUCGUGAGGAAGCCCAUGGCAAACCAGCAGUGCAUCGUCACUGCGCAGGGCCGCAAGGACCGGCACGAGGCAACCGGCAUCGUCCUCCACAACUGCACCAUCAGCGCGGACCCGACGCUCUCGUCGGCCAGCACCACGACACGGAGCUACCUCGGCCGACCGUGGAAGGAGUACUCGAGGACCAUAAUCAUGCAAUCGCAGAUCGACGGCCUCAUCAACGAGGACGGGUGGCAGCCAUGGGUGGGGGACUUCGGCCUGAAAACCUGCUUCUACACCGAAAUCGGCAACCGUGGCCCAGGGGCGGCGACGGCGAAGAGGGUGACAUGGAAAGGGUACAAGAAGGUCGACCUGACGCACGCGCACAAGUACACAGUGCAGCAGUUCAUCCAAGGGAAGACAUGGCUUCCGAAAACCGGCGUUCCAUUUACUCCUGGAUUGAUGUAG
This is a messenger RNA of Musa acuminata AAA Group (dessert banana), 1731 nucleotides long. RefSeq names its product putative pectinesterase/pectinesterase inhibitor 28. Gene Ontology annotation, molecular function: pectinesterase inhibitor activity; pectinesterase activity. Gene Ontology annotation, biological process: cell wall modification. The record is from RefSeq and is a predicted model, not a curated record. NCBI's taxonomy places the organism in Eukaryota, Viridiplantae, Streptophyta, Magnoliopsida, Zingiberales, Musaceae. The coding region runs from base 1 to 1731 and encodes 576 amino acids. The transcript is spliced from 2 exons.